Fusarium poae is the source of this 1524-nucleotide messenger RNA. RefSeq lists its product as uncharacterized. Lineage: Eukaryota; Fungi; Ascomycota; Sordariomycetes; Hypocreales; Nectriaceae. The record is from RefSeq and is a predicted model, not a curated record. Bases 1 to 1524 code for a protein of 507 amino acids. Gene Ontology annotation, biological process: transmembrane transport. The transcript is spliced from 6 exons. Gene Ontology annotation, molecular function: transmembrane transporter activity.
AUGUUUCUGCAUAGCUCUGAACAAGAACAAGCAGAGCAUGGUGCGGUCGAAAGUACAACGACUGCACCUCACUCUUCGUAUACGACAUUUGGUAGGACGCAAUCCAAGUUUAUCCUUUGUCUCGCAUCACUUGCCGCGACCUUUUCCCCUCUUUCUUCAUUCAUCUUCUUCCCAGCAAUAGAUGAUAUAUCACAGAGCCUGCAUGUUUCGGUGGCACGCGUUAACCUAACUAUCACAUCCUACAUGAUAGUGGCUGGCCUAGCCCCAGCCAUUCUCGGAGAUCUCGCUGAUAAGGUUGGACGCCGGAUUGUCUACAUCUUCAUGAUGACGACUUACUGUACGGCGAAUAUUGGGUUGGCACUUCAGAGUGACUGGUCAGCUCUAUUUGUCCUUAGAAUGUUACAGAGUGCUGGAAGCGCUGCUACAAUUGCACUCGGAUAUGGUAUUGUAUCCGACAUUGCUCCUCCAUCUGAACGUGGCUCCUUUGUUUCUAUUAUGGUGUUGGGUCCUAACAUUGCGACGGCAGUUGGCCCAAUCAUAGGGGCUGCGCUUUCUAGCUAUCUGAGCUGGCGUUGGAUUUUCUUGUUCCUCGCCAUUCUCUCUGGAACCUGUCUUCUAAUGUUAACUAUGUUCCUACCAGAGACAGCUCGAUCAAUUGUCGGUGAUGGCUCUGGUCGAGUCUCUGGUCUACGACGAACUGUCUUGUCAUAUCUCCAAAAUUCAAUACGAUCAUUUUCCAAUGAAAAAAGCGAAGGAUACAGAAACGAACCCAUUGCCUCGAACGAAGAGUCCACUGGUAGCAUCCUCAGGUCACUAAAUCCAUUAGAUAGCUUGAAGCUGCUAUGGGCUAAGGACACUGUGUUGAUCACCUUGAUAUUCGGGAUCUUCUAUAUGAACCUGAGCGCUCUACAGGCCUCCACGUCGACGCUGUUCAUCAGUGUGUAUGGUGUAUCGGGGCUACAAUUGGGUUUGAUAUACCUUCCAUCCGGAAUAGGAUCUUGUCUAGGGGCAUAUGGCGCCGGUCGUCUUUUGGAUCAUGACUAUCGUGUAAUAGCGAGGAAGCAUGAUAUCCACAUCGAUGUCAGGGCCGGUGAUGAUCUUGACAGCUUCCCGAUAGAAAAAGCCAGGUUUCGGAGCACCUGGUAUCUUAUCGGCGUUGGGACUAUUUCUUUGAUCGGCUAUGGCUGGUCAAUGCAUUUUCAAGUACACAUGGCAGUUCCUUUGGUGCUUCACUUUCUUAUAGGAUUCUCUACCGCUAUUAUUUUCAACAUGAGUGGGACACUACUGGUAGAUAUUCACCCAAAGUCACCAUCGUCAGCGCAAGCAGCAAAUAGCAUUGUGCGAGCAUUUCUCGCUGGUGGGAGCACUGCUCUUGUUCAGAUAUUUAUAGAUGCUAUGGGUGUCGGAUGGACCUUUACCAUAUUUGGCAUGGCGGGCUUAGGGUGUGUUCUAGCUGCUUGGCUGGAAUGGAGCUGUGGUCAGGACUGGAGAGCAAGGAUGAGAGCAAAUGGUGUCGAGCGAUAA